Molecule: messenger RNA, 2959 nt
Organism: Pogonomyrmex barbatus (red harvester ant)
Lineage: Eukaryota; Metazoa; Arthropoda; Insecta; Hymenoptera; Formicidae
Gene: galene
Product: potassium two pore domain channel subfamily K member galene
Biological process (GO): stabilization of membrane potential; potassium ion transmembrane transport
Cellular component (GO): plasma membrane
Molecular function (GO): potassium ion leak channel activity; outward rectifier potassium channel activity
Source: RefSeq, a predicted model, not a curated record
GCAGAUGUAACUCAGCUACGCUCCACGUUUCUGCCUUAGUUUCGUAUCGAGAAACAUGCGAGAAUCACACGCGUGUCCUCAUGGCGAAAGUCGCGUUCGGGUAUUUACGGGAGUGAAUGCGGAAUUUACGUUACGUUGAGGAGUCCUUCGAGACUCUAAAAAAAUUCGAUCCGUCCAAGAAUCCAAUCGGAGGAUCUAAAGGAGGCUAAAUAGAAAAUGCCUCGUACGCAAACGGAAGUGUUCGACGUGAUAGAAGUGGAGAAACCAUCGAGGUGCAUCAAGUUUCUUCGACUAUUGUGGAAAUUCAGCAGAUGCGUCUUCUCUCACGUGACGCUAAUCUCUUUGGUGGUUGCUUAUUGUCUAAUCGGCGCGAAAGCCUUCGAGUCGCUGGAGGCGAAUCACGAGAGGGAGGUGAAGAAGAGUAUCAAGAAUAUACGAGGAAACGUUUCGGAAAAGUUAUGGGAAAUUACGAAGCAUUUCGAUGUGUUGAUUCGUGAAAAUUGGACGGAGCAAGCGUUAAACGAGUUAAGGAAUUUCGAGAAUUGCCUCCUGGACAAAAUGGCGAAGGAAGGCUGGGACGGUAGCGAGGAAGAGGAUAAUAUUCAAUGGACAUUCGCUGGCGCUCUAUUCUAUUCCAUCAUCGUCAUCACGACAAUUGGAUAUGGUCACAUUGCGCCAAAAACGAAAAAUGGCAAAGUAGUAACAAUUUUUUACGCCAUUCUAGGCAUUCCGCUCAUGUUACUUUGCCUAUCAAAUAUUGGAGAUGUGAUGGCGUCGAGUUUUAGGUUUCUAUAUUGGAAAGUAUGUUGUUACGUAUGUACAAAACCACCCAAAAAACGACGAGGGCGUAAUAAUCUUGUUCGAUCAUAUUCCGUUCGUCAACCAGGGCGAUAUGGAUCGAGCAGAGGCCCGUUUCGCCGAUCCAUUAGAGUGAGUCAACGAUCAGCUGAUUCGGCGUUGGGACUUUCCGAGAGUAUGACAAAAUCUUCGUAUUCCGACACUGACUGCAGAUACAUGUCUCGACGAUUAGAAGGAGGUGACUCAAAGGCGAUCGCUUACGCAUCUUCUAACCAUCCGAUGGAAGUCAAAGCUGCGACUAUGCCACGUUACUCGGAUAUUCCAGUGGCCACUCCGAGAAGCGUAAGAGCCAGUCCCAGAAUAACGACACAGUCGCUGGACAGAAAAUUACUGAUGAAUCCAAAUGAAGCGGAUCGCUCACCGGUUUUGUGCAACAAAUACGCGUUGGAUGAUUUGGAAGAUGAAACGUCGAGAUGGCGGCAAUCGACUCAAAAUAAGCUUGAGAAUUCGGAGAAACUGCAAAGCAACGGAACGGCCGAAGAGUUAGAUAGCGUUGAAAAGCGAGCUUCCUUUAAUCCCAGAUCUUUGCCGAGGAGAUGUCUUUCCGUAGAAGGAGCCACGACGAAUGUUCACAGAACAAAUUCGUCGGCGGGGCUUCGACCAGCUUCGAUCUAUUUGGAAAUGGAAUAUAUGAAAAGAUCGCAGUCCACCAAAAGUAGACGUACCAGGAGCAAUUAUUCUGUCGCGCGUUCCUACAAACGGGGACCGCCGCCGCCAUCGCCGAGAAUUAUGUCACCGAUGGGAUUUGCCGUGCAUCGACAGGUUUACGCUGACGAUAUUGAUUUUGACUAUGAUUACUAUACCGUUGCGGAUGAUCAGGAAAGACGACCGACCAAGCCUGUACCUAUCUGGCUGUGCGUCUUUCUGGUCGUCAGUUACAUACUCGGCGGCGCUUUUCUCUUCAGCGAGUGGGAGAAUUGGCCAUUCCUCGAUUCGGCUUACUUCUGCUUCAUCACGUUGACCACCAUCGGCUUUGGCGAUUUUGUACCGGAGUACAAGUUGGAUGCGCAAAAGGGCAUCGCUCUUUGUUCUCUCUAUCUGCUAUUUGGAAUUGCCUUGCUGGCAAUGAGCUUUAAUCUGGUGCAAGAGGAGGUCAUCAACAACGUGAAGAGCGUCGCGAAGAGACUGGGUAUCAUCAAAGAAGCCGACGACGAGGAGGAAGAGGAAGAGGCCGAGGACUACGACGAAUACAACGCCGAGUACGAAGAUGAGGUCUACGAAAACGAGCCCAAGCUCUGAUCUCCCGGUUUUCAGCUUACCAUUCGACGAGAGUUAUCCGUCUUCGUGUACAUGGCACAAGAUCCAGGGGAUUUCUCGAUUCACAUUUCAUAUGCCGACUCACAGUCGGCAUAUGAGUCAGUUUCGCAACGAAUCUACAUGUCGCAUCGUGAAUCGAAUUCUCGAUCGAUUAAUUUGACUCUUUUCGCGCGAGUCUUGUCUUGAGAAUAAAUCGAUGUACAAACGUAUCAAGUUGGAUUAAUUUAGAAACUAUAACUAUAAUUUAUUCCAAUUAUCUCUUCUUCAAUUCACCUUAAUUUCUUUUUUCAAUUGAGAAUGUUAUUAAAAUUUUAAUUUCUUUUAACAGCUUUAAUAGCAAAGACCUUUGAACUUGAAGCAAGUUUUUCAUAUUUUGUUAUUACACAUUUCAAUAUCUGACACAAUGCUGAGAAGUACACUAUUACUAAGAGAAUUAUUAUUAUCAAUUGUUGAAAUAAUGGUGAUGAGAGAAACUAUGGUUCGCGAACGACGCGAGGAAAAUGUUGUACAAUAUUGCCAUGUACGUAUAUAUACAAAUCUGAGAAUUAGUUUCUAUAAAAUGAAUAGGAGAACAAUUGCGGAAUGCAAUUAAAUUUGCAUACACUUUGCAUAUUGGUAGUCUUAAUAUUUAGUCGACAUUUGCAUUUUGAAUAUUUUCUCUUUACAUUUCACCCAAUAGUCAGUUCGCAAUGAGUUUUACGUUAUUAGAAAUAUUUUAGAUAAUUAUUAUAUGAAUGUUCAUUAUACAUAAUAACUAAUAUAAAAUUAUAUUAUGUAAUAUGAAAAAAGAAUGUUCUAGAUGUACUAUUUUUACCAAAAUGUUUGAUAAAAACUGUAACUCGUA